Molecule: messenger RNA, 1590 nt
Organism: Trichechus manatus latirostris (Florida manatee)
Lineage: Eukaryota; Metazoa; Chordata; Mammalia; Sirenia; Trichechidae
Gene: CBX2
Product: chromobox 2
Exons: 4
Coding region: 1-1590 (529 amino acids)
Biological process (GO): negative regulation of transcription by RNA polymerase II
Cellular component (GO): heterochromatin; PRC1 complex
Source: RefSeq, a predicted model, not a curated record
AUGGCUCAGUGCCCGGAAAACGCAGUUGGGAGGGAGUCGCGCCCCGGGGACAAGCGGGGCUCGGGGCCCCCUCCCCACGUCCGGGCAGCUCCGCGCUUCCUUCCUCCACACAACAGCUGGGAGCCAGAGGAGAAUAUCCUGGACCCGAGGCUGCUCCUGGCCUUCCAGAAGAAGGAGCACGAGAAGGAGGUGCAGAACCGUAAGAGAGGCAAGCGGCCGCGGGGCCGACCUAGGAAGCACACCGUGAUGUCCUCCUGCAGCCGGCGCUCCAAGCUCAAGGAACCCGACGCUCCCUCCAAAUCCAAAUCGAGCAGCUCCUCCUCUUCCUCCACGUCUUCCUCCUCUUCCUCCGACGAAGAGGAGGACAGCGACCUGGAGGCCAAGAGAGGCCCCCGGGGCCGCGAGAGCCACCCUGUGCCCCAGAAGAAGGCCCAGAUUUUGGUGGCCAAGCCUGAGCUGAAGGACCCCAUCCGCAAGAAGCGCGGCCGCAAGCCGCUGCCCCCGGAGCAGAAGGCUGCCCGGCGGCCCGUGAGCCUGGCCAAGGUGCUGAAAACCGCCCGCAAGGACCUGGGCGCGCCAGCCGGCAAGCUGCCCCCUCCACUCAGCACCCCAGCGGCGGGUCUGGCAGCCCUGAAGGCCCACGCCAAGGAGGCCUGCGGAGGCCCCAGCAGCGCAGCCACCACGGAGAGCCUGGCCAGCCUGAUGAAGGGCGUGGCGGGCAGCCCCAGCCGCGGCAGCAUCAGCUGGCAGGGCUCCAUCGUCCACUACAUGAGUCGCGUGACUCACGGCCAAGCCGAGGCCGCCAGCCGGCUGGCACUCAAGGCCCAGGCGUCCGGCAAGUGCAGCCUCGGGCUUGACCUGAAGGUGAGGACGCCGAAGGGGGAGCUGGGGCUCAGCCCCCCAGGAAGCAAAGUUCCGAAGGCCCCUGGUAGCGGGGCUGCAGAGCAGAAAGGGGGGAGCGCAGCGGGAGCCCCACACAUCCAGGGCGGCAGCAAGAUCCCUGCGGGCUGCCUAGGCCCCCAGCCCACACCCAACCAGGAGCUGAGCCUCCAGGUCUUGGACCUUCAGAGUGUCAAGAAUGGCACCGCGGGGGUUGGCGUGCUCGCGCGUCACGCCACAGCCACCAAGGGUAUCCCCGCCACCCAUCCGGCCGCAGGGAAGGGCGCUGGGGGUGGCCCCACUGGGGGGAGCGGGUCCAGCGUGCCCUCUAACCCCAGCAAAAGCGAGAAGUUGGCCUCGCUGGCGGUGGCCCUUCCCACCGCUUCGGGCAAGCGAGACUGUGGCAAGAGCAGUGGGCCCCUGGGCGGGCAGGAGGGCCGCGCUGCCUCGGGGGACACCCACAAGGCGCCGGCGCUGUCCGAGAUGAGCACGGGCGAGGAGAACAGCAGCUCCGACUCGGACCCCGACUCGGCCCCACUUCCGGGCGCUGGGCAGAACCUGUCCGUCUCGGUGCAGACCAGCCAGGACUGGAAGCCACCUCGCAGCCUCAUCGAGCACGUCUUUGUCACCGACGUCACUGCCAACCUCAUCACAGUUACAGUGAAGGAGUCCCCCACCAGCGUGGGCUUCUUCAACCUGAGACCUUACUGA